AUGGCGGCCAAACAGCAAAACAUCCCCACCAUUAGGGAUGAGAGCUACUACAAGGCCACGUGGGCCCACCGGGCCUGGUUCGUCGCCGGCUGCGUCUCAGUCCUCACGUGCCUCGCCAAGUCCAUUCUCAUCAUGGUCACCGAAAGUACCAAAACGCCCUUCGCCCUUUUCGCCUGGCUUCUGGCCGCUACCGGCGGCUACGCCAUGGCGGACCUCGUCUCCGGCGUCUACCACUGGGCCGUGGACAACUACGGCAGCGCCCACACACCCGUCUUCGGGACGCAGAUGGAUGAUGAUCAAAAUGAAACCUGA
Messenger RNA from Striga hermonthica, 312 nucleotides. Lineage: Eukaryota; Viridiplantae; Streptophyta; Magnoliopsida; Lamiales; Orobanchaceae. The record is from the annotation of a GenBank genome assembly.